AUGGAAGGCGGUAGUCAAGAGACCGGGGCUCGAGGGCAUACAGUAUUCCUGGACGCGACUGAGGCGCCACACGACGACGCUGUCGGGGCCAGAAUGCCCCGAAGUGCACAAGAACAUCCGGUCCGACGUGAGACAGAGGUGUCCGGCCGAAGGGAGGAUUUGAAGCUGCUGGUGGACAACAUAAUAUCGGUGGCGGAGCUGUUGGGCCUGGUGGAGGAGGGAGUUGAGGCGGCGGCCACAGAAAUACACGUUCUUGCAGACGAGAAGGAUGACGAGAGGAAGCAUGAGGAAGACGGGGGACAGGCGGGGGAGCAGGAUAAUUAUGUAGAGGAGGAACAGGAGGAGGAAGAGGAGGUGGAGGAUAAGGACCAAGAAGAGGGGGAGGAGGAGGAAGCUGCAGGAGGAAGACGCAAAGCUGGGAAAGGAGGAGAAGGAAGAGAUGGAGCUGGGGCACGAAGAGCAGGAGCUGAGGAGCAGGAGAAGGAGGAACCAAAGUGGAAGGAGCAAGGUGGCUGGUGCCUGGCGAACGCACGGGAGCUGCAGGUGAAGCAGGAGGAAGAGACGCAGAUGAGUGCAAGCCUACAUCCUUUCCUGUCCUUGCUCGAGGCUCUUCAGACGGAGGUGCAGCCCUUGAAUACACAUGCCAGCCGGGAGGACUCUCAACUCAAACCCAGCAUAUGGCAGAGGCGGCAGCGUCAUCUGCAACAGAGAAGUGCCCUUAUCCAGGGCAUCCGUGGUUUCUGGGCCAAGGCUUUUCUGAACCACCCUCAGAUGUCAGCCCUGAUUAGUAAGCCCGAUGCAAGCAUGCUUCGCCACAUGACCAAUUUGAAGGUGGAGGAACACAAGUUUCCCAGGGAAUGCCGGAAGAUCCUGCUGUUUUUUGGCAAGAACUCGUACUUCCAGAAUGAAGUCGUUACGAAGGAUUAUGUCCUAGGCCUUGAUGGGUAUAGGGCGUCUCAUUCCAGUCCCAUCCAGUGGCACCCAAGGUACAGACAGGAGGCCUACAGACGCAGGCAUGACAACAGCAGCCUCAACUUCUUCAACUGGUUCUCUGACCACAGCUUUGCUGGCUCUAGCAGGAUUGCUGAGAUAAUCAUAGAGGAUCUUUGGCCCAAUCCCCUGCUGUAUUUCAAGAUGAAGGAGGCCCCAGGAGAGAGAACUGAGAGGGAAAGAGGCUUAAGCCCUGUGUCCAACACGCCAUGUGAGACUUGUGAGAAGACUCCCAAGUGCAAACACCAAUAG
This is a messenger RNA of Neofelis nebulosa (Clouded leopard), 1242 nucleotides long. RefSeq names its product testis-specific Y-encoded protein 3-like. The transcript has 7 exons. Gene Ontology annotation, cellular component: chromatin; nucleus. NCBI's taxonomy places the organism in Eukaryota, Metazoa, Chordata, Mammalia, Carnivora, Felidae. Gene Ontology annotation, molecular function: histone binding; chromatin binding. Gene Ontology annotation, biological process: nucleosome assembly. The record is from RefSeq and is a predicted model, not a curated record. Bases 1 to 1242 code for a protein of 413 amino acids.